AUGGACUGGAGUGCGUACGAGCCGGACAGCCUGGUGGUCCCUCCUCUCAGCCCGACCAGUAAGGAGGUCCUGAGCCAGGCACUUAGGGCCAGUUUCGCUGGUUUUGCCCAGGAGAGAAUUAGCCGACACUUCCCACAAGAUGUGACCUUGUGGUCUCAGUGGGAGGUGAGCCACUGGCUGGACUGGUGCCAGGCUGAGUUUGGCCUCCAGAGCCUUGGCUCCGGCCUGAGGGGCCUGCGAGGCAGCGAGCUCUGUGGCCUGGACAGAGAGGCUUUCCUGGGCCUGACGUCUGACUGCACCGCUGGAGAGAUCCUGUGGGAGCACCUGGACACCAUGCGCAGAGAGAGUGAAUAUGACUGGAGCUCUUCACUAGCUGCCUGGAUAACGCCGUCGUACUGCCAGUCUCAAAUAAACAAAGAUAAUUAUUCAUCUUACGUCGAGGAGCAUGCAGACAAGCCGAGCUACCCUCUUCAGUAUCAUCACACAGAGAGCACAGACCUCCAUACUCUGGUCCCUGUAGCUGUGCAGUAUCAAGACUACUACCGGGUCAAAACAGAGGGUCUUCACAAGAAUAUGGCCUCUUUGCUACAAGAACCAGGAGAGAAUGGGGAGACAGACUCAGAGGUGGAGAUGGUCCACAGUGAAGACACCAACAUGGCGGGCUCUCUGUCCUGGACCGAUCCACUCCAGGACAUAGAGCCAGGACUGGAAGAGACCGUGUGUGAAGAAGACUUCACCUUACCACGGCCACACAGGAGCUUCAAGGAGUUUGUGGGCAACAAGACUGAUCUGGGCAGAGCUGUGAUACCAGCAGCCAUCCUUGCUGGUUACACUGGAAGCGGCCCCAUUCAGCUGUGGCAGUUUCUGUUGGAGCUUCUGACAGACCGCAGCUGUCAAUCAUGUAUAAGCUGGACAGGUGAUGGGUGGGAGUUCAAGCUGACAGACCCUGACGAGGUGGCCCUGCUGUGGGGUCGCAGGAAGAACAAACCCAAGAUGAACUACGAGAAGCUGAGCCGCGGCCUGCGCUACUAUUAUGACAAGAACAUCAUCCACAAGACCGCGGGCAAGCGCUACGUCUACCGCUUUGUCUGCAACCUGCAAGGCCUGCUGGGAUACGAGCCUGGGGAGCUGCACAGCAUGUUGGACGUCAGUAACAAGAGUCGUGAAUGACAUCCAAAGAAACUGGCAAAAAGGAGCAAAGAGACAUGACAGAUUGAUAUGACUUGGCUUAGGACUCUUAUCACUGACAUUAUGUGUGAGGGUAAACCAGUUGAGGCCAUGUGGGUAAUACACAGUGUGUAGGGCUGUGUACAUGUGUUGGAGGACCUGACGUGGUUCUCAACCUUGACAGGUGAGACGUAGCACUUUAAAUUAAUUGUUUAGUGACUGACAAAUAAUAAAACCUCUGUAUGAAUACUAGGAUAGAUUGUCCUGCCGAUAUAUUUGUACAGUGCUGGCCAUUUAUUAAACUAACCAAUCACUGUGGUCCAUGUAUGAUAUGACGGUUAUAAUGCAGUUUGACUGAUUAUAGGCUGAAUGUAGAAUUGAAUAGAAUAGAAUCAAUACCAAACUGGUUGUCUAAAAGAAGCCCUUGACUUGAAUUGAUUCUAAUGUGACAUUUUUGUCAGAUUCAAGAAUACGUGAAUUUGUUUUAGUGUUAAUACAAGCAAACAUGUUAUCCUCCAGAGAGCAUGUUGAAGUGUCCUUGAGCAAAAUACUAAACCCCUAACCUCUCCUGAUGGGCAGCUUGGCAUCUUGCAUGGCAGCCUCUGUCAUCAGUGUAUCAACGUGUGUGUGGA
Myripristis murdjan (pinecone soldierfish) is the source of this 1799-nucleotide messenger RNA. RefSeq names its product protein c-ets-1-B-like. Gene Ontology annotation, molecular function: DNA-binding transcription factor activity, RNA polymerase II-specific; sequence-specific DNA binding. Lineage: Eukaryota; Metazoa; Chordata; Actinopteri; Holocentriformes; Holocentridae. Gene Ontology annotation, biological process: regulation of transcription by RNA polymerase II; cell differentiation. Gene Ontology annotation, cellular component: nucleus. The transcript has 8 exons. The record is from RefSeq and is a predicted model, not a curated record. Bases 1 to 1170 code for a protein of 389 amino acids.